Chelonia mydas (Green sea turtle) is the source of this 10401-nucleotide messenger RNA. RefSeq names its product SR-related CTD associated factor 4 (gene SCAF4). Lineage: Eukaryota; Metazoa; Chordata; Testudines; Cheloniidae. The coding region runs from base 351 to 3581 and encodes 1076 amino acids. Gene Ontology annotation, biological process: negative regulation of termination of RNA polymerase II transcription, poly(A)-coupled. Gene Ontology annotation, cellular component: nucleus. The record is from RefSeq and is a predicted model, not a curated record. The transcript is spliced from 20 exons. Gene Ontology annotation, molecular function: RNA binding; RNA polymerase II C-terminal domain phosphoserine binding.
UCCCCCUCUCCCCGGGGGCGGGGCCGUUGCUGACAUGGCGGGGCUCGAGAUAGUAACAGGGGAGGGGGGUCGGUCACGUGGCGUCCUCGCAACCGCGCCGCGCGCGCGCGCGCGCCCUCUCUCCUGUGGGUGGCGCGGGGCCGGGAGGCCUAAGCGAUCCCAGGGUGCUGUGCGCGGCGCGGGCUCCCUCCGCCAUCCCGCUGGGAGAGACGGUCUGUGCGGAGCCCGGCCAGCGAGACGCCGCCUGCGCGCAGAGCUCCGCCGCCGAACGGACAUGUUAGCGCGGAGCCCCUGAGCGGGACCGAGCCUCCCGCCUCCCGCCGCGGGCACCCGCACCAGCCGCCGCCAACAUGGAGGCCGUGAACGCCUUCAACCAGGAGCUCUUUUCACUCAUGGAGAUGAAACCUCCUAUCUCCCGAGCAAAGAUGAUUCUCAUUACUAAAGCUGCCAUUAAAGCUAUUAAGCUCUACAAGCAUGUAGUCCAGAUAGUAGAGAAGUUUAUCAAAAAGUGCAAACCAGAAUAUAAAGUCCCUGGAUUAUAUGUUAUUGACUCUAUUGUUCGUCAGUCUCGUCACCAAUUUGGAACAGACAAGGAUGUUUUUGGGCCAAGAUUCUCUAAAAAUAUAACUGCCACAUUCCAGUAUUUAUAUCUCUGUCCAUCUGAAGACAAGAGUAAGAUAGUUCGUGUCCUGAACCUUUGGCAGAAAAAUGGAGUGUUUAAAAUAGAGAUCAUUCAGCCUCUCCUGGAUAUGGCAGCAGGAACUAGUAGUGCAGCCCCGAUGGCAGAAAAUGCUACAAAUAAUGAAGGUUCACCACCCCCUCCAGCAAAGGUUCUAUCUGAACCCACCCAAGUCAGUGGUAAUUCAGUACCUACUGUAUCACAGUUGCCUAGUUCUGAUGCCUUUGCAGCUGUAGCUCAGUUAUUUCAGACAACACAAGGACAACAGCUUCAGCAGAUUCUUCAGACUUUUCAGCAGCCUCCAAAACCCCAGUCUCCAGUCAUAGAUAAUACUGUGAUGGCUCAGGUUCAGGCUAUUACUGCUCAAUUGAAGACUACGACAACACAACCACCAGAACAAAAAGCUGCUUUUCCACCCCCUGAGCAAAAAACGUCUUUUGAUAAGCUGCUAGAUCGAUUUGACUAUGAUGAUGAGCCAGAAGCAGUAGAAGACUCAAAGAAAGAGGAUUCAACUCAGUCUCCUUCCAUUUCUCAACCACCAUUUGGAUUUCCAGGAGAAGGUAUGCAACAGCCGGUAUAUCCACAGCUCCCAAAUAUAGACCCAUUUCAACCGCGGCUGAUGGGAAUGCAGCAAGAUCCAAUGCAUCACCAGGUCCCACUCCCUCCUAAUGGACAAAUGCCAAGUUUUGGACUUCUACCUACCCCACAGUUUCCUCCCAUGACUCAGCCUGUGAUACCGCCAACACCAGCAGUGCAGCAAACUUUCCAAUCUCCUUUCCCAGUACAGAGUGAACCACACAUACAGAAAACACAUCAGCAGGAUAUGGAGGUGGAACAGCCCUGUGUUCAGGAAGUUAAACGACAUGUUUCUGAUAACAGAAAAUCAAGAUCUAGAUCGGCAUCAAGAUCUCCAAAAAGGAGACGAUCGAGGUCUGGAUCUCGAUCUCGAAGAUCGCGUCAUCGUCGCUCUCGUUCCCGAUCUCGGGAUAGGCGCCGACACUCUCCUAGAUCUCGGUCGCAGGAGAGGCGUGAACGAGAAAAAGAGAGAGAACGCAGGUCAAAAGGCCUUCCUCAAAUCAAAUCAGAAACUGUUAGUGUAUGUAGUACUACACUCUGGGUAGGACAACUAGACAAAAGAACAACUCAGCAGGAUGUUGGAAGUCUUUUAGAGGAGUUUGGCCCGAUUGAAUCUAUAAAUAUGAUACCGCCUAGAGGAUGUGCCUAUAUUGUAAUGGUUCACAGACAGGAUGCUUACCGCGCCCUACAAAAACUGAGCCGAGGCAACUUCAAAGUCAAUCAGAAAUCUAUAAAGAUUGCGUGGGCUUUAAAUAAAGGAAUUAAACCAGACUAUAAGCAGUAUUGGGAUGUAGAAUUAGGUGUUACCUACGUACCAUGGGACAAAGUGAAGCCUGAAGACCUUGAAAGUUUUUGUGAAGGAGGAAUGCUGGACAAUGAAACUCUUAGCCCAGAGUGGAAAGGAAUUUCUAAGAAAUCUGAAAAUGAAGUAGCUCAAAAUGGAGGUGCAGAAACUACACAUAAUGAACCAGUGUCACCUAUCCCUAAAGCAUUGCCUGUUCCAAUUCCUGUUCCCAUACCGGCACCUAUAACAGUACCUCCUCCACAGGUUCCACCACAUCCAUCGGUUCCACCACAUCCAUCAGGUCCUCCUGUAGUUGGUGCACUUCAGCCACCUACUUUCACGGCUCCUUUAGGGAUCCCUCCUCCUGGGUUUGGCCCUGGUGUACCACCACCUCCAUUUUUGCGACCUGGAUUCAAUCCAAUGCAUUUGCCCCCAGGUUUUCUUCCUCCUGGACCGCCACCUCCUAUAACCCCUCCAGUAUCUGUUCCUCACACUCCAGGAAUAAGCAUCCCAAAUUCUACUGUGGCUGGCAUAAAUGAAGACACUACAAAAGACUUAUCUAUUGGAAAUCCCAUUCCAACUGUGGUUUCUGGAUCAAGAGGGAAUGCUGAAAGUAGUGAUGGUUCCAAAAUAUUUGGGACUGUUCCACCACCUGUAGCACCUACUAACAUACCUCCACCAGUCACCCAACCUAUUCCACUUCUUGGUACUCCAGGGGUUACACCACCUGCUCCUGUGAUCGGGCUACAGGCACCAUCUACUGGCCUCCUUGGUGCACGGCCUGGUUUAAUACCACUCCAGCGACCUCCAGGAAUGCCACCACCUCAUCUACAACGGUUUCCCUUGAUGCCACCUCGGCACAUGCCUCCCCAUAUGUUGCACAGAGGUCCACCCCCAGGACCAGGGAGCUUUGGAAUGCCUCCACCACAUGGAAUGAAAAACCCUUUUCCACCACCUGGCCACUUUGUCAGGCCUGGUGGGAUACCAGGAGUUGGAGGACCAAGUGGGCCUGAAGAUAAUAGAGAUGGAAGGCAGUUUAGGAAUGAUAGGCAGACAUUCACUCCUAAUAGAGACCAGGAAAGGUUUGGAAGGAGGUCUUUUGGAAACCGGGUAGAAAAUGAGCGUGAGCGCUAUGCUAACCGCAAUGAUGAUAGAGAUCAUGAGCGACUUGGUAAUCGCGAAAGGAGAGAAUGGGGAAGAAGAAGCCCUGAACGUGAUAGACAUAGAGACUUGGAGGAGAGAAAUAGACGGUCCAGUGGACACCGAGACAGAGAGAGAGAUUCUAGAGAUAGGGAGUCUCGUAGAGACAAGGAAGAAAAUCGAGGAAAGGAAAAACCUGAGCUGACAGACAGGGCAGAUGGUGACAAAAACCAUGAAUCUCAUAGUGGCAAAGUGGAAAAUGCAGACAUUGUUUCAGAACUUAAUAAAGGGGAGUCUGAACCUACAGGUAUAAAACCUGAUGAAGAGUUAACAUCUGAGGCUACCUCAUCUGCUGAGCAAGCCGAAAAGGAUACCGGCUCAGUUGUAGAGGCUCCUCGCUAGAGACUGGAAUUUGUCAAAAACGUGACAGUGACAUUUAAUGGAGUGUAGAGCUUUAGAGUUGUACAGUACUGCUGUAUUAUAUUUGCUUCUGCUAUACCACAGCCCCUCAGUAGUUUGUGGGGAAUUGUAAGCAAUUUGAUUGCUUCCCUUCUAUUUAAAAUAGCGUCAACAUAACACAAAAUACUGAAGAUAUGAAUAUUACCCAUUUUUGCUGUAACUUUUUUAAAGUUUUGACUUUAAAAAGUUUACAAAUCAGAAGUAGAAGUGCUUUCUAUUUUUUUUUUUUUUUAAUUUAAGAAAAGGUAACGGUGAAAGCUCCUCAAAACAAUAGGGAUGUGUUUUUAAUAAACUCUAUUUUCGUAACAAACUUUAACGUGUGCUAUUCUUCCUACACUGCACUGAAGUGGAAAAGGAUUGUUCAACAUCUUAAAGUUUGAACUGUUAAUGCUGUACUGGAGUCUAAAUUAGACUGUUUUGUUUAUAAUUGUUAAAAAGAAAUACAUCUGUUUGUGUAGCUAUUCACAAAAGCAAAUUUUUAUUUGUAAUAGUUAUUUUGAUUUUUAGAUUGCUGCAUUUUAAUGAUCUACUUGACCAUACUAGGUAAAGGUUAGUGGUUUUAAAAUGUUAUUUGAAGAGGUAAUUGUUUAAGUGUUUUGCAAUGCAAUCAAGGUUUUAUUUUUUCUCCAAUUGGUUCUAUAAUAAAUGUUGCCCUAAUUAACCUUUAAAAAUACUUACUGACAAAGCAGACCACUUCAGAAAGUCUGCUCUGCUUGUAAUGUUAUAUUAAGAUUGUGUGUGGUGGGCUGGGGAAGCACCAGUUCAGCAUCUUUUGUACUUGUAAUUCAUUAAUGCUUUUUGGAAAGGGGGGUGGGAGAGAAAUCAGAGACACCAAAUCACCAAUUUAAAAUGCUAACCUAUUUUUUUUAAGUGGGGAUGGGAAGUGGUGGUGGGGAUAUUCAAGGAUUUUUUUAAAAUGCUGUCUGUUCCUUCACACAAGUCUAGCCAAUUACUAUUGUUUGUUUAUAUUAAAAUUGCCUAUCUCCUGUACUCUAGCAAGAGGUAGGCUUAAACUUUUUGCCCAUGUGGUGGUGUAACUAUCAAACUACCCAUUCCUGUAUUUGUGGAAGUUUAACUGUUCUUUCUCCAUCUGACAAAUUAUUUUUUGUAAAAUAAACGACAACAGGGCAAGUACUAAUUCUAAUAGCCCUUCUGCUGCAAACAGUUUAGAGGCUGCCAACAGUAAUCUGAACCAAAUCCCAAAGAAUUCUGCAUCUGGAAGCUCUUUCUCCUUGAUUACCCUGUGCACAAAAAAAUGAGGCUUAUGUUACACAGAGGUUCAUCUGAAGCCUGUUACAGUAUAAAAUGUAGUGGAAAAAAUUGUAUGACUUGUCCAUGUUCAAAUGUUUUUCCCCUGGGGGUAGAUGUGCUCUGCAUUUUAAAGUUGAUUUUUCUUAAGUGAAGGGCAGCUGCUUUCUUACAUCAAUACUUUUUCAUAGCUGGGAUUUUUUGGGAGGGAGGUAACAGUAGGGGGAGGAUGGGGGGGAAGAGGACAUAUAUUUUUGUUCUUGCAAUAGCAGAAUAAAGAGAAAAAAACUGUUUACAUACUUGCAGUGAACUCAAAUUCCAUGUGUUAAAAUUUGUGUAUCUGUAAUGUUUGUUCUGUGGUGGGCCACUGGACUGCACCUUUUUUUAAUAUAUAACAAGUAUUUGUCCAAGUUUAAAACUGUCUUAGUAACAACUGUCAUAAUUCUAUAAGGGAGGGAGGUCUUUUGAUAAAAUGUAUCCACUCAAAGCCAUGGAAACAAGCAUUUAUGUACUAUAGGUUAUGAGUCACUCUACACUUCCACCAUCUCCAUUUAGAAAUCAGAUUUUCAGUCAACUUCUUAAAUGGUUUGCAAUGCCAUUUUUUAAUGCCCUGUAUGCAAUCUUUUUUACGCACUAAAGGUAAAUAUGGUUUGUGUGGCACUAACAUUGUGAAAUAGUGCAUAGUUGGGGCUAGCCUACUUUGAUUAAUAUUUAACUGCUUCCAGUUUUCAGCUAACCUUUGAAUUCCCCCUGAGAAUGCCUGUAAGGUUACACUUAAAUCUGUGCAACCAGACAUUGCUGAGAAGGUGCUGAACUUUUUCUUUUCAUGAACUCAAGCAACUGGAAAGGAGUAUUUUGAUAGUAAAUGGAACCUGUGCCUACUAGUCCUCCCUUUCCAUAUAUACUAUUCUGUUUGGUCACUUCACCUGAAUAUUUAAUUCUAGUGUAGAAUUUUGUUUUGAAAGUAAAUAUCUGGCCCAGUUGCACAUAAGGCAGUUACUCUAUAAAAAGUAGGUUAACCUGCAGUGAGAUGUGCUGGACAAGUUUCCCUGCCACCAUGGAUCAAUCCACAUCUGCAACACUACAGUGCCUAAUACAGAGUUGGCCUUUUUAGUAAGCCAACUUCAGUUAUUUUACAAUGUAGACAAAGAAUGUCUUCUCCCCUCCUGAAGUAAAAUCAAACUUGCUUUUAAAGGAAAGGGGUAUUAGGGAAGAUAGCAGUAUUGGUACACACCUUAGUUCAAAGGUUCAGCCUCCAGUGGUUGAGUAAUGCUAAAACCCUGAAACAGCCACUCACUUGUCAGUACUGCUGUCAUAGACAAGGCACUGUGUAGAGUAACAGAAUGGUAGGGUUGCAUAGAGCUUGUACAUGAUUGUUUGCCACCUCUAAUGAACAACAGCAUGUGUUUUCUACAGUUCUGUUGCUAUUCAGAGAACCAUUCCAUUUGUAAUGGAUUACAUGGGAAUCUAGGGGCUAGAAGUGCCACCAACUACUUCCAUGGCUCAUGUAUUUAAAAUAUAAAGGAAUGUUAAGAUUUAAAUUCUUUGAGACAAACACUUGUAUUUAAAGAGUAGUAUAUACCAGGAAUUACUGGGCCAUUGAAAUACCUAGUUGCUAUAAUACUGUAUAUAGCAAAGUAAAUAACUACCUGGGGAAGAAAAACCUUACAUGAAUUUCAGGUGGUAUAGGCACCAUCCAUAUGCUUAAGUGCUGCAUUGCCAUUUUACCAAAAUGACCUGGGCCAAGCCAUUUCAGCUAGUCAACCAAAUUAGUUCAAGAGAUAUAUAUACUUUCAGCAAAUGCAUUAUCUUAUGGAUAAAGAUCCAUAAGACUAGUGCUGCAUAAUACUACCUGCUUAGCAGGUAAGGCUACCAGCAUAGAUGAUUGCCCUUGUUCUCACUACCACCUCUGUAACUGAAGUAGCAACAUAAAGCCCCUCUCUGUGCUAGGAUAGUAUUAUGUUUGUUUUACUUUACUUCCCUGCAUAGCUACAGCUUGGGGGGAGAAAAAAAUUUUCUACUGAAGUUUCUUUCCAGGUUUGAUACUUGAGCAACUGUGUGGUUCCUUACAUCAGAGGCAGGGUUAAGUUUUACCCUUAAGCUGUCAGAAUUGACCAUGUUGUAUGGCAAUUUUAAUCAGUUUAGUAUUGCUACAAGUGAAUAGUCAGAAAGGUGUGCCCAGCAUUUGGUUCAAUAAUACUGCCUUUCAACAGAGAGGGGAGGCUGCAAUUUUUUUUUUUUUUUUUAAAAAAAGACUGGAGUAGUAAGACUGUUUUGUUUUCAGAUAUUUCAUUGAGGUUUAGUGUUCUGGUCUUCCAGAAUGGAAUAGAGAAGUGAACCCACCUAGGGAACCCUGUUUACAUGAUCAAUGGUGCUAGGGGUUGAAAGAAUGACUUCCAGUGCAGCUGUUACCCUGGUGUAUAACUAUGUCCCUUCAUUAUAGAAGGUUUUACUGUUAGUAUUACCAUGUUCUCCUAGGCCUUAAGUAACUGCUGCACUUAAGGUUUUAGGAACUGGAAACCACUGCAUACAUGCAAGUUGCUAUUGACCCUAUCCAUCUUUAGGAGUGGGUUUUUAAUCAUACAGAGAUGACUUUAGAACAGAUUAACAGAAAACUACAUAUUUCCAUCAACAUUUUAAUUGCAGUACACAUACAAAAUUAAGUCAUUUAUACUGUUCUAGCCAAUACAUACUGAAGAUAGCAGUAAGAUUAAAGAAAGCUUUUGUCAGAACAAUGUACAUUGCUAUAUAGCCUACUUAUCAUUUGCACUUUAAGUGCUUCCAAGUAGUCAAUAUUUAGAGUUUAGCUAUUCCAACAACACCACAAGCCAGACGACUACCAGCAUUGCCAGUUUUUAAACUCUCAUCAUUUCCUCCUUUACCCAAGUCAUCUUCUUUCUCAUGGACCUAAAGGGGAAAAAAUGGAUUAAGAAUUAACCCUAUGUUAAAUGGCAAGAUAUUAACAUUUCAACCUUAACCAUGCGGCUUAAGUGAUUAAAUGGCAGUACUCCCUCUGAAUUCUAGUUCAUAACACCAAAACAAGUUAAGCAUUUGCCAUCUAGUUUAAUAUAUUGAGGAAAGAUCUACUUCACUCAUGUUGCUGGAAACAGUGUCUUAGAAGUUAAGCACUUCCAGAUAAGAGUUUGAUUAGAGUGAGCAAGGUUCAAAUAAUUGUGCUGAAUAUUAAAAUGCACCUAACUUGACACUCAUGCUGAGUAAUUAUGAGCAUAGCACUGCCUUAAGUUUAGAUUGGCCAUAAGAGUAACCUCCAGUUCAGUUCUUAUUUGCAAGCUGAAGUGCCCAUCAAGUUAAAAUCCAAAUUUAGAAAUACUAGCCUUAAAAUCUUGGCACCAUUACCCAAAAUGGGAGCGUUAAGCUAUUUAAGAUUCAAAUUCAUCCCUGCAACGGGGACCCAAGCCAACAGGAAGAUUUCAAUAGCAAGUAGUAGGUUAAAGCAUUCAUAGCUAGUACCUGUGCUGUAAACCUAAUGGAUGGCACAAGUCAUUUCUCUGCUUGGUCAAACACUGAUGCAGGCCAAUAACAGCAGUGGUGAUUUUAUAGUGCAUUCACAAUCCAGUGAUGCUACUGCAUCACACCAGUUACCUUGCAUAGUAUACCUCCUGAACAAGAACAUUGCAUUAAAGUACAGUAGUCUACAACAGAGAUCCAGAGUCAGUGUUAUGGCACUAAUUAAGUUGCUGCUAACACAGGUUAGCAGUUUUACUAUUAAGUCACUUUAUAGACCCUUGUUGCUAGAGUGCCUCUUGUCAAAUCCUUCACUGAAUCAGAUUACCUGUAGUCAGACUAGUUACCUAAAAGCCACACCUAAAUACUAGAGGAAGCGAAGCAAAGCAAAGACACCAGAUCCAGUUUCCUCUAGCCAACUGUCUUUAUCUCACCCAUUGAAUGAGACUUGGCAGGAGAGAGUUAGAAAGAAGCAAAAAUUAAGUGAAGGGAGUAAUUGAGCUUCAGAAUCUAGCCUGCCAGAAGCCAGCCAGGAAGACACUUGCAGAAAUCAAGUAGUUGGAGUCAACUGUGUGACAAGUGGCACCAAUCAUGAAAUGCUUUAGGUGACAUUAGAACUCCACGUAUGUAGCUCAAGGUCUCCAACAUGUUCAGCCUCUCCCCACCUCUUCCUUUAAGGUGGAUCAAGAUUUUCCAGUCCUUUGAUGUGCAAGUAGCUUUUAACCUUCCAUGUUGAGACUGGUAUCUUCUCCCCUCACAUAAAAGCCUCCAUUAUGCAACUCGUACAUCAAGUUGGCCAUGACUCAUUUAAAAGGAUACUUCAAGUUUUGGAGCUACAGUUCAUGCAAGAGAACAACUGCAUGUCUUAAAGUCAUCCUUCAACAUGACUUUUACACACAGCUACAGCUGCUUGUUGUUAGGUGUGUUCACACUCAAAUUCUGCAAAGCUUCAGGUAACUUCAAAAACAAAAAUACAAUAACCUGCAGUCUGAAGUCAUGACACUGUCCGUUUUUAGGGCACCACAGAUUCUUGCUGGCAAAAGCAUAAUUGUUGCAGUAGUAAUCUACAGAGAAGACAGAUUCUGAAACCCCAGAAAUUUAUUUGAAUUGAAGAAUUAGUUUAAGGUACCCAGAAAUGCUAGUGUUGACAUUUAGCUUGUCUUUAGACACCCAAUUUCAAUUAAUAGUUCAGUUAAUACUACAGGGUCUAUUUACAAACUGUCACUGAUUCAGUUUAUUUGGUUCAGAUUUUUCAGUCAAAGAAUGGUAGAUUCUGUAGUACAGGUGCACUGUACCAGAUUUCAGUCUCACAAGACUUUAAUACAGAUACUAGUCAGCUGAUACUUACCACCAUGGUGCGUCCAAUAAUGGACUGCGAUCCCGUAAGAGAAAUUAAAGAAUCUUUAAUACACACUUCCGCCACACCUUCUUUAUUAGCAAUCACAUUGCCAAGAUCGCCAACAUGCCUAGAAUACACAGAAAUAGAAGUCAUUUGAGUCUUGAGACAUUAAGUCUGAAUCAUUUGCCAGUAGAAAAGGUAUUAGCUUCUCCAUGUAGCGAGCAACAUGGUGUUAGAUUCCUGUUUUCUUGUUUAAUGCAAAUGACAACUCAACUUUUGUACCAGGUUUUGAACUGGAGUAAAACAUGCCACCUAACCCCACCAUCUCCCCAACUUAAGUCCUCACACUAUUUAAAAGAAUCAGAUAUUGAAGGAUAAGGGAAAUCUGCCAACAUGUUUAACUUCAGUCCCAGGCAGAGCUCUGGAGACCACUAAGUAUAGCUACUAUUUCAAACUAAGACAGGUGGCAGUCCAGCCUACAAAAUCUUUUCAAAAUGCAUCAAAACUCACCAGCUGGUAAAGUUGAUCUGCCCACACUUACCAUACUGUAACAUUUACUAUGUACUCAAAUGUUAUUAAUCUGAAGUAGGCAGAACUGUAAACUGGCUUACUGACAUGGGCAUAAGUAGCCACACUUUUAAAGCUUUUGAUACAGUACCACAAUAUUUGCUGUGAACAGCUAUUUGAAUCAAAGCAAGCUGCCAGCUGAGA